UUACCACAUUUUGUUGUUUACAUUUGGCGCUUCCCUUCUUUGUGAAGAUCUAAGUCAAGAGCAGAUAAUUUUAGUUGACGUGUAUUUCCGGCUAAAAUAUGGGAAAGGAAGAUUCGUCUAAUGGAAAGUAUGGCACUAUAGAGGAGAAACCAGUGAAGAUUGACAAAUGGGACUCCGCCGCUCUCAAGAAUGCUCUGGAUGAUGGUGCAAAGAAGGUGAUGCUGGACAAGUUUGGGUUCACAGAGAGCCACAAAUUGAUGGACGGUCGGCUGUUUAUCUGCACAGUGGCGGUGGUGUUCGCCAUGUUUGCCCUCGUGUGGGACUACUUCCGGCCCUUCCCUGAGUCACGCCCUGUUCUCAUCAUCUGUGUACUCUCCUAUUUCUUCCUUAUGGGAGUGUUGACAGUGUACACAACGUACAUGGAGAUGGGGAUCUUCCUGGUGGCCCUGGAUAAAGACAGAACCCGUGUCGACCCAGACAACAAAUGGGACCUUGCAUCAAAACUGAAAAAAUAUGACGAUAAAUACACUCUCUCUAUGACCUUCACUGAUGGCAAGACGAAUAAGACGCGAUCAGGAGAGAUAACAAAAUCUGUUGCAGAGUUCUUCGAUGAAAAUGGAGUGCUGUGUUUUGACCUCUACGAGCCUGAAGUCCGAAUGUUACAGAACAGAAUUGCAACGGACAAGAAAGAAUAGCUUUUUUAAUGACUUAGUGCAUUUUACAUUAGGCAAGGUUUUUUUUUGUUUCGUGACUCAGAUUAAUUUGAAAAAUAUUGUCCAAAGGUAAAAAGUAGACAAACAUUAAAAUAUACAACUUUGAACAGUUUACUGUUUAUUCAAUCGAGGUUAAAGUGAACGCUUUUAUAUUUUAUUAUGAAUUAGAAAAAAAUCAUCAUUCUAUAUUUUCAUUUUGUUAAAUGUCUAGUUUUUUUUAUUUUUAUCUCAAACUAUGUCAAAAAGGGCAUUGCCGAUACAGACAAAUUUCAGCAGGUCCGAGUAACAAAACAUAAAAAGAUCUUUGCCUUAGAUGUGCAGAUAUCAUUUUCAUUGCAAUUUAAUCUCAAUGUUGCGUAUGUGUGUUUGAAUAUUUGAUAAUUAUAUUGUAAGUGUUUUAAUAUUGUGGGGGUGGUUUUUCUUUCAACAAGAAGCAGAACGGGGCUCAUAUGCCAGUAGGUGAUGAAGGGACUUGUUCAUGAUUUAUACGGUCAGACAACAACAAAACAACAAAUUAUGUUAAAUGAGACUGAAAUGUUUGUUUAAAUGAUAAAACAUCACCAGGCCCCAAUUUCUCGAAACUUCUUAAGUCCCUUAUAACAGGAUUAAGCUAAGCUCACUAUUUUUUAUUUUUAAUAAUUUGCGUUAUAUUUACUUCUUUAAGAGUUUUUAUACUUAAGAUAGGAAUUAUCAUUAUGAUAAUCACAACAAACCAAUUUUCAAUUGUCAAAAUCCAAUUCAAGUAUGUAUUUUGGUUAAUUGCAAUAAGCUACUUAAGCCUGUUUAGCUUAAGUUUCGAAAAAUUGGGGCCAGAAGAAUAAAUAACAGCUGAGCUCUAGUGUUAAUAAUGAUGUAAGUAUGUGACAGAGAAUGCUCUACUUUGCUGAACAGCAUGAGAAACGAUAUUGAAAAUUGAAUUAUUUUAGGCUCUCAUUUCAUUUACAAAAUUCAGUUGAAAUUAGUUUCUGCCUGGUCCUGUUUGGUGUUUCUUCAUUAAAAUAACUCAUCAGAACAAUUUUACAAAAAAAUGUUGCCAGCAUAAAAUCUGUGAGCAAGUCCCUUUAAAAUGAUAAUCAAAAGAUACAAUGAUCUAUUACAUUAUUUGUUUUAGAAGUAGUAUUUAUCUACAAAACUGAUGAAGUGUGAACAUAUUUAUUACCCGGAGUCAAACGGAAAAGCCAAAUAUUUGAAAGCAUAACCAAUCUCAUUAAAAUCAUAUCGUGACGUUCACUUCAUUUCAUUACGUUAUGUACGAUCCCACAUAGCGUAACGUCGUGAAGCAUGUAUUGGGGAUCUGAUUUUAAUGAGAUUGAAAGCAUAACAUACAUGCAAGAAAAAGUAUAGUUAUAUUUAUGAAAGAUACAAAUAACAAUUAUUCUGUUUAUUGAACUCCAUAGUUAAGAACAUACAUGUACAUUUUCCAUUUAUGCCAUACUAGUCUGUAUGUUCUUAUUGUAUGAACUGUACAUAUUUGUCUACUUGGUAUAUUAAAAGAUCUUGAAAUGAAA
Messenger RNA from Mya arenaria, 2221 nucleotides. Its product is annotated as signal peptidase complex subunit 2-like. Gene Ontology annotation, cellular component: signal peptidase complex; membrane. The transcript is spliced from 6 exons. Lineage: Eukaryota; Metazoa; Mollusca; Bivalvia; Myida; Myidae. Bases 99 to 695 code for a protein of 198 amino acids. The record is from RefSeq and is a predicted model, not a curated record. Gene Ontology annotation, biological process: protein targeting to ER.